Molecule: messenger RNA, 4516 nt
Organism: Ceratina calcarata
Lineage: Eukaryota; Metazoa; Arthropoda; Insecta; Hymenoptera; Apidae
Product: proline-rich extensin-like protein EPR1
Exons: 7
Coding region: 62-4132 (1356 amino acids)
Source: RefSeq, a predicted model, not a curated record
UGAGUGUCACGCCAAGUUUUCGGAUUUCGAGAACAGCCGAAACCACAUCGGAUCGCGCAAGAUGCGAAUCUUGUGGAUUGCCAUAGUUGUGGCAGUGCUCUCCACACACUAUGCGGAAGCAUCUAGUGAGAAGAGCAAACGAGCGAUCGGAAGCAAGGGUUACGUUUAUGAACCACCCAAUGAGAUCUUCACGUAUCCUACAACGAGGCCGUCGCAGCCAACGUAUACUACCCCGAGAUAUACGUCAAGGCCUACACAAACUCCAUAUGUCGAUCAUUUUACAACAAGUGCGCCUGUCACCUAUACAUUACCGACGGGACGGCCGCCAGUGACGCAGCCGACGAGGACACCAGGGUAUGACUAUCAAACACCUAGUAAACCCUUCCCACCUGUAACGAUACCAACGCAGAGGACACCGAUUCAAACGGUACCAACUCAGAGGAUACCUACGAGGACACCAGGGUAUGACUACCAAACACCUAGUAAACCCUUCCCACCUGUAACGAUACCAACACAGAGGACACCGAUUCAAACUAGACCAACUCAGAGGAUACCUACUCAAACGAUACCGACGCAAAGGAUACCAACUCAAAGAAUACCGACUACGGGAUAUGAUUAUUCGCCGCCUGAUAAACAAUUUACAUUCCCACCUCAAAGGCCGCAAGAUACAACUAGGCCACCAGUGAAGAAACCACCGCCACGGCCUUAUCCACCACCGCAGCCUCCUCAGCCACCGUCUCCACCGAGACCGUAUCCUCCUUCACAGCCUCCUCAACCACCGUCUCCACCGAGACCGUAUCCGCCUUCGCAACCCCCUCAGCCACCGUCUCCACCGAGGCCGUAUCCUCCUUCGCAGCCUCCUCAGCCACCGUCUCCGCCGAGACCAUAUCCUCCAUCGCCACCUCCGCAGCCACCGUCUCCACCGAGACCGUACCCUCCUUCGCAGCCUCCUCGAAUCUUGUGGAUUGCCAUAGUUGUGGCAGUGCUCUCCACACACUAUGCGGAAGCAUCUAGUGAGAAGAGCAAACGAGCGAUCGGAAGCAAGGGUUACGUUUAUGAACCACCCAAUGAGAUCUUCACGUAUCCUACAACGAGGCCGUCGCAGCCAACGUAUACUACCCCGAGAUAUACGUCAAGGCCUACACAAACUCCAUAUGUCGAUCAUUUUACAACAAGUGCGCCUGUCACCUAUACAUUACCGACGGGACGGCCGCCAGUGACGCAGCCGACGAGGACACCAGGGUAUGACUAUCAAACACCUAGUAAACCCUUCCCACCUGUAACGAUACCAACGCAGAGGACACCGAUUCAAACGGUACCAACUCAGAGGAUACCUACGAGGACACCAGGGUAUGACUACCAAACACCUAGUAAACCCUUCCCACCUGUAACGAUACCAACACAGAGGACACCGAUUCAAACUAGACCAACUCAGAGGAUACCUACUCAAACGAUACCGACGCAAAGGAUACCAACUCAAAGAAUACCGACUACGGGAUAUGAUUAUUCGCCGCCUGAUAAACAAUUUACAUUCCCACCUCAAAGGCCGCAAGAUACAACUAGGCCACCAGUGAAGAAACCACCGCCACGGCCUUAUCCACCACCGCAGCCUCCUCAGCCACCGUCUCCACCGAGACCGUAUCCUCCUUCACAGCCUCCUCAACCACCGUCUCCACCGAGACCGUAUCCGCCUUCGCAACCCCCUCAGCCACCGUCUCCACCGAGGCCGUAUCCUCCUUCGCAGCCUCCUCAGCCACCGUCUCCGCCGAGACCAUAUCCUCCAUCGCCACCUCCGCAGCCACCGUCUCCACCGAGACCGUACCCUCCUUCGCAGCCUCCUCAGCCACCGUCUCCGCCGAGACCAUAUCCUCCAUCGCCACCUCCGCAGCCACCAUCUCCACCGAGGCCGUAUCCUCCCUCACAGCCACCUCAGCCACCAUCUCCACCGAGGCCGUACCCGCCUUCGCAACCUCCUCAGCCACCGUCUCCGCCGAGGCCAUAUCCCCCAUCGCCACCUCCGCAGCCACCGUCUCCACCGAGACCGUACCCUCCUUCGCAGCCUCCUCAGCCACCGUCUCCACCGAGGCCGUAUCCGCCUUCUCAGCCUCCUCAGCCGCCGUCUCCGCCGAGACCUUAUCCCCCAUCGCCACCUCCGCAGCCACCAUCUCCACCGAGACCGUAUCCUCCUUCGCAGCCUCCUCAGCCACCGUCUCCACCGCGACCUUAUCCUCCUCAAAAACCGCCAACACCAGGACCUCCUUACAUACCUCCUGAGCCUCCUCGUACUCCACCACCACCGCGGCCUUAUCCACCCCCACAGCCUCCACAAACUCCAGCUCCACCGCGACCAUAUCCACCUCAAACACCAGCUCCACCGAGGCCAUAUCCUCCACCACAGCCCCCGCAAACACCAGCUCCACCGAGGCCAUAUCCACCGCCUCAGCCUCCACAAACGCCAGCUCCACCGAGGCCAUAUCCACCCCCGCAGCCUCCACAGACGCCAGCUCCACCAAGGCCAUAUCCACCACCGCAGCCUCCACAAACGCCAGCUCCACCGAGGCCAUAUCCUCCACCACAGCCCCCGCAAACACCAGCUCCACCGAGGCCAUAUCCACCGCCUCAGCCCCCGCAAACGCCAGCUCCACCACGACCAUAUCCACCUCAAACACCACCAACACCAGGACCUCCUUACAUACCUCCUGAACCUCCUCGCACUCCACCACCACCACGACCGUAUCCACCCCCACAGCCUCCACAAACACCAGCUCCACCGAGGCCAUAUCCACCUCAAACGCCAGCUCCACCACGACCAUAUCCACCUCAAACACCAGCUCCACCGAGACCAUAUCCUCCACCACAGCCUCCACAAACGCCAGCUCCACCGAGGCCAUAUCCUCCACCACAGCCGCCACAAACUCCAGCUCCACCGAGGCCAUAUCCUCCCCCACAACCCCCACAAACACCAGCUCCACCGCGACCAUAUCCACCUCAAACUCCACCGCCACCACGACCUUAUCCACCGCAAACACCACCUCCACCGCGACCAUAUCCACCUCAAACACCACCUCCCCAACCAAGACCACCUCAACCUCCCUAUCCACCGCGGCCGCAACCACCGUCUCGACCUACCUCUCCGGACUACUUGCCGCCACCACGUCCAACAUCGCCUCCAGUAACACGGCCUCCAAUACGUCCAUCAACCCAGGGUGAUACAUAUCUACCACCUGAUAGAACUACUCGUCCUCCGGUCACGUACGAGAGACCAACUACUCGUCCUCCUGUAACAUACGAGAGGCCAACUACUCGUCCUCCAGUAACGUACGAGAGACCAACUACUCGUCCUCCUGUAACAUACGAGAGGCCAACCACUCGUCCUCCGGUCACAUACGAAAGACCAACCACACGACCAAUACCAACAGGAUCGUAUACAUCCCCCACGUAUCUCCCUCCAACUACCCCAACACGUCCACCUGUAACAUACGAAAGACCCACAACCCGUCCACCUGUAACAUACGAGAGGCCAACCACUCGUCCUCCUGUAACAUACGAGAGACCAACCACUCGUCCUCCUGUAACAUACGAGAGACCAACACCAUCACGGUUCUCCACAGCUCCUACAUACCUCCCCCCAACCACAUCGCGAACUCCUUUUCCCUCAACACAUGGAACCACGUCUCGCCCAACUCCAACCUACACGUUCAGCACACCCACUCCGUAUCAUACCCCGUCUACUCCACGAGUGACGUACGGAACACCUUCGACGUACAUUCCUCCAGUGACUCCAACUCGGUUUACAGAAAGACCGACUUAUACCCCAGUGACAACUCGGCCUACCCGGCCAACUACAGGCGUAGGUCCCAUCACUGAUUAUAUCCCUACGGGUACCGGGCCAACUACGCGGCCACCACCGUACCUUCCACCCUCUCCCCCUACGACCCCGCGCGUAACGGUGACCCCACCGCCACCACCGACGCCACAGUACACCCUCGUGCCCACGUCGACUAUCUACACGCCACCGCCAACCGGGUCACCAGCACCGCCUCCUACAUUGCCUCCGACUACUAAGAGGCCCAUCGGUUACUUCUAUGACGCACCUGAGAAUCCACUUGAACUACCACCUUUCUUCCGAUGAGGGGGCAAUCAGGUCGAACUGUCCAUGAAUUACUAUUUCUCAAUUUUUGUACGUUUUUUAAUAGAAAACUAUUUAUCACCCUGAAACGAAUAAUCGAAAAUGAGGAAACGAGGACCGCAGUGUGUCUUCUCAAUUACUGUUGUUAAAAUCAUUUUUAAACAAACGGUAACUCGUAAUUGUGAAUGUAGAAAUAGAAGAGCCAUUACUAUACAAUUCUCUUCACUGCCUUAAUCUGUAACAAAGCCGAUGAUGUUCCGCUGCAUUCGUGAUAAAAGCAAUUAUUAAAAUACAUAAAAUACAUAAGAACGUAGUUUUAAGAUGUAAAGUUCUACUUUUUAUAUAUGUAACACAUAUAUGCAAUAGAAAUAAAAUUUGUAAAAAAUA